Cajanus cajan (pigeon pea) is the source of this 610-nucleotide messenger RNA. Its product is annotated as 30S ribosomal protein S31. Gene Ontology annotation, cellular component: plastid; ribosome. The record is from RefSeq and is a predicted model, not a curated record. NCBI's taxonomy places the organism in Eukaryota, Viridiplantae, Streptophyta, Magnoliopsida, Fabales, Fabaceae. Gene Ontology annotation, biological process: plastid translation.
CACAUGAUUUUGUAGUGUAUAUUGAAUUGAAUUGCGAAGAAGAAAGGAAAGGAAAGGAGCAUGGCGAGUGGUGGGAGCGUGAUGCAGCGGUGCAGCGUGGCUGCGAAGUGGCUGAUGACGGCGGAGAGGGCGGCGCCGGCGUUGCCACAGUUGUGUGGGCGCGGGGACAAGAAGACGAAGAAAGGGAAGAGAUUCAAGGGAUCGUACGGAAACUCUCGUCCGAAGAAAGAGAAGAUGAUAGAGCGCAUAAAAGACAAGGUCGAAGUUCCCAGGUCCACUCCUUGGCCUCUCCCUUUCAAGCUCAUCUGAUUCAUUCUUCCAAUCUCCUGCUUCGUUUGACUCAUAUGUCUAUUCAAUCGUUAUUAUCUCUUGCCAUUGAAUAUCUAUCAUAAACUUCAAUGUUUGUUAGUUUCUAGUAGAUUAAAAACCUAGUUCAGUUGGUAGAUUGCGUCCUUCAAUUUGUAUCCUUGGAGUGUGAUUUAUGGCUAAAUACUGAAUCCACCAAGACACGGAUGAUUCACACAAUUGCUGCUCUUAAUUAUGCAAAUUAUCUUAAUAUUAUAUGCUGUCCUGCAUAUCUGCAUUCCUUGCUGGACACUGUCCAUAAUAA